Larimichthys crocea (large yellow croaker) is the source of this 1741-nucleotide messenger RNA. RefSeq names its product gastrulation brain homeobox 2 (gene gbx2). Gene Ontology annotation, cellular component: nucleus. Gene Ontology annotation, biological process: regulation of transcription by RNA polymerase II; regulation of nervous system development. The coding region runs from base 476 to 1546 and encodes 356 amino acids. Gene Ontology annotation, molecular function: RNA polymerase II transcription regulatory region sequence-specific DNA binding; DNA-binding transcription factor activity, RNA polymerase II-specific. The record is from RefSeq and is a predicted model, not a curated record. Lineage: Eukaryota; Metazoa; Chordata; Actinopteri; Sciaenidae. The transcript has 2 exons.
AGGCGAGCCGUCACAUCAUCCCAGCCAGCCAAUCAGGAGCCAGAGCGCGGCCACGAGGCGGAGCUCGCGCGGAGAAGGCAGCGCAAUUAAAGUGAGGGGAGCGCAAUUUAAAUCCAAAACAUCUCCGGAAACACACACACACACUCUGAGUGUCAGCGGGACAGUGAGGGACAAGUGUCCGCUGCGGUGACAUCGGUGCCCGGUCAAGUUGAAGUGGAGCCUCGGAGGACGCGCCGUGCGUCAGCGGAGCAGUGAGCCGGCUGUGGGUGCCUCUUUGUGGGGAACUAAAGCUCAGUGUGCUGCUGAAGUUUCCUCGCUCGCAGCUCGGAUGGAAUGGUUUGUUUUACUCGGAUUAUCGCAGCUCUGAACUCCCCCACAGAGGCGGUGACAGCCGCGGCUCCACCGGGCUCUGCCUCUCCUCAGCCGCACACAGCGCUCCUUCUCCGGUCUCCUCCGAGCUGCGGCGGUCGUUCAUAUGAGCGCAGCGUUCAGCCCGUCCUUCAUGGUGAUGCAGCGGCCACUCGGAAGCACCACCGCCUUCAGCAUUGACUCUCUGAUCGGGGGGCCCCCGCAGCCCAGCCCGGGACACUUCGUCUACACCGGCUACCCGAUGUUCAUGCCGUACCGGUCGGUGGUGCUCCAGCCGCCGCCUCCUCCGCCCCCGGCCCUGCAGCAGGCUCUCCCCGCCGGGCACCACCCGCACCCGCAGAUCCCCAGCCUGCAGAGCGGCUUCUGCUCCAGCCUGGCGCAGGGCCUAACGCAGGGCAUGGCGCUCACCUCCACGCUCAUGGCGUCGCUGCCCGGUGGCUUCUCCCCGUCCCAGCAGCACCAGGAGGCGGCCAGGAAGUUCGGCUCACAGGCGCUGCACGCGGUCUUCGACAAGGCUCAGGAGCUGCGGCUGGACGCGGAGGACGGGAAGAGCUACCUGCAGGGGAAGGAGUCCGCGGGGCUGCAGGCUUUCCACGACACGGACACGGUGCAGACAUCCACAGUCAGGACUCACAGUAAAGAAGACUCCAAGGAGGAGGACUGCGGCCGGAGGGAGGAGAGCUUCUCCAUGGACAGUGACCUGGACUACAGCUCGGACGACAACCUCACCUCGCUGUGCCACAAGGAGGACGGGGACGGCGGAGGAGGCCUGGACGACGGGCCGCACAUGCACGGCUCCUCCGGCGGCGGCUCCGGGGCCGGCGGAGGCUCCGGAGGAGGAGGAGGGAGCGGAGGAGGAGGCGGGAAGAACCGGCGGCGGCGGACGGCGUUCACGAGCGAGCAGCUGCUGGAGCUCGAGAAGGAGUUCCACUGCAAGAAGUACCUGUCGUUAACCGAGCGCUCACAGAUCGCGCAUGCGCUCAAGCUGAGCGAGGUGCAGGUGAAGAUCUGGUUCCAGAACCGGCGCGCCAAGUGGAAACGGGUCAAGGCCGGAAACGUCAACAACAAAUCCGGGGAGCCGUCCCGGAACCCCAAAAUAGUGGUUCCGAUCCCAGUGCACGUGAGCCGCUUCGCAAUAAGGAGUCAGCACCAGCAGAUGGAGCAGGCCAGGCCGUAGAAGAAGAACCGAGCCGAGCCGAGCCGGGUCGGGCCGAGCCGGGUCGGAGGAGAAAGACCGAGGCCGGACCGAGCCGCUGAGUCCCGAGAAGACGAUUUAAUUUAAUUAAAAACAUCUAAUUUAUUAAACAAACAUUUUUCUUUAAUUCAUUCAUCAAAUUAAAACAAAUCUGCGGAAUUCUUUUUAUUAUUUUAU